UUGCUUGGGUCUGCAGUCGCUUCUGCUCAUCUGACGUUAGCCAGGGGGGGCGCAGAGAAACCUAGAUUUUUAUUUUUCUCCAAGCUUUUCCCUUCUUACCAGAGAUGUCUAGGUACCACAAAGCAGCGACUGAUGGAUACGUGGAACUCUUGAAGGAGGCCACGGUGAAGGACCUGAACACCCCGGAUGAGGAUGGCAUGACUCCCACCAUACUGGCUGCUUUUCAUGGACAUAUCAGUGCUCUUCAGCUCAUAUGCAGCAGAAAAGGAGAUCCCAACAGGAGUGACAUCUGGGGAAACACACCCCUGCACCAUGCAGCAGCUAACGGCCACAUGCACAUCCUCAGCUUCCUGGUCAACUUCGGCGCCAACCUUUUUGCUCUGGACAAUGAAUUCCACACGCCAAUGGAUGUCGCCGCUUCACGCGACCACAUGGAGUGUGUGCGCUUCCUCGACGCUGCUGCUGCAAAGCAGACCAACCAAAAUCCAAAAAAGGUCGCCAAUCUGAAGAAAGAGGCCGAAAAAGAGGCAGAGAAACGCGUGAAACUCUGCGAGAAGGUGAAGAAAAAACACAAGACCAAGAUGGAUAGAAUGCAGCGUGGAAGCAACUCCGGCUCCUUUUCAGAUGCAGGAACGGCGUCGCCAAUGUCAAACAAUGGCACCAUCUCGGGCGUCAAUGAACAGUUCUCCAAGCUCAUCACUGAUGAUAAAGUUGGCUCUAUUAAAGGCACACUCCUGAAGAAGUUUGGGAAGAAGGACAAAGGCACGCUGCAGAGGUCAGAAGGAAGUGGGAACGUUAUCUUCCUCAAACCCGAGAGCGGAUCUGAGAACCCAGAGUUUGUGGACGUCUUCAACGAGCAGGACGAGAACAUGUUAGAAGAAAUGGACAGCUUCGGAGAUGACGACGACGAUGGAGGCCAAGUGAAACAAUCCAUCUUCAAUCGGCCCGGCCUUGGAGGCCUGAUGUUCAGGAAGAAGAUGGGGUUAGACUCUGACGACAUCCCCAGCAGUGCCAAUGAAAGCCUUGGUUACCUCGUUCAGAGCGAGCCGUUUGAGGCAGACGAAGACACCUCUGGCUUGAUGACGGGUGACAACGCACUGCCGUGGGAACAGGAAGAUCUGGGACUGGAUGAUGAUGAAGAUGAGGACACCUCUCCUUUGGAUGUGUUCCUGUCCUCUAUCUCCUUGCCAGAUUUUACGCCCGCAUUCAACAGAGAGCACCUUGACUUGGAGGCGCUCAUGCUUUGCUCUGAUGAAGACCUCAAAGGGAUCCGCAUCCAACUCGGACCCAGGAAGAAGAUCUUGGAAGCUGUUGCUCGGCGAAGAAAUGCCCUGGAAAAUGCAGGCAUCAUGAAGGACAGCUCCUUGUGAUCUUAUACAAAAACAGUUAUUUAUCCUCCAAAUUUAAAAUAAGCCUUUUGUCAGUUCGAUUUCUGUAUAAAACAAACAUGAUUCAGCAAACUAGUGAAAAAUUCCAACAUUUCUACAGAUUGAACUUUAUUGAUCAUAUUAUGACAAUAUGUUCCGUGUAUACCUGUUAUAUUAAGUUAAAAGUGCCAUGGCAGCAUCAGCCAACAAUAUCAACAAUAUCUUAUACAUCUGGUUUUAAAACAAGAGAAAAAAAAGGAUAAUUAUGUGAAAAAAAAAUAAAGAAUAAUGAAUAAUAAAGUGUUGGUAUUGACCUGCUGGCUGACUUUCUCCACAUAUGAGGUGAUAUGGCACACAGAUGAUUUGCUUGUGCAGCUGUAUGUUUUAUUGUAAUCAUGUCGACCUCAGAUAACACACCUGCUAAAUAAACAAAACGCGCAUG
Oreochromis aureus is the source of this 1809-nucleotide messenger RNA. RefSeq names its product ankyrin repeat and sterile alpha motif domain containing 4B (gene anks4b). Lineage: Eukaryota; Metazoa; Chordata; Actinopteri; Cichliformes; Cichlidae. Bases 105 to 1370 code for a protein of 421 amino acids. The transcript has 2 exons. Gene Ontology annotation, molecular function: protein binding. The record is from RefSeq and is a predicted model, not a curated record.